UUUUAAAAAUACUUUGUAUUUAAAGGUCGAUAUAUCAAUAAAGAAUGGCAACUUCGAAGUUGGUAUGUCUUGUUACUGGUGGAGCUUCUGGAUUGGGAAGAGCAACAGCUGCUCGAUUGGCGAAAAGAGGUGCAAGUGUAAUUAUAGCUGACCUACCCUCAAGUGAUGGAGAAGCAGUUUCAAAAGAUAUGGGAAGUAACGUCAUGUUUCAUCCUACCGAUGUGACCAGUGCAGCUGAUGUUCGACUGGGAGUUCAGCUGGGAAAAGAGAGGUUUGGGAAUGUGAACGUACUUGUUAAUUGCGCUGGAAUAGGUCUUGCUAAAAAAACACUAGACAACAAUGGAGAAGCUCACGGGAUUGAAGACUUUGCUCGUGUAAUUCAGGUUAACCUGAUUGGUUCAUUUAAUUCAAUUCGAAUUUUGUCGGAAGAAAUGGCUAAGAACACUCCAACGGACGGUGGUGAGCGUGGUGUUAUCAUCAAUACAGCCAGCGUUGCAGCUUUCGAUGGACAAAGAGGUCAGGCUGCUUACUCUGCAUCAAAAGGUGGAAUCGUCGGCAUGACGCUGCCUAUAGCGAGAGAUUUAGCUAGAUAUGGUAUUAGAGUCAACACUAUUGCACCAGGUUUAUUCAUGACGCCAUUGUUAGCUGGUCUUCCUGAAAAGGUGCAAGUCGCAUUAGCGAAAACUGUUCCGUUUCCACAGAGAUUGGGUGCACCAGAUGAAUAUGCUCAAUUAGUGGAGUCAAUCAUUGACAACCCCAUGCUCAACGCAGAAACAAUCCGCUUGGAUGGAGCCCUGAGAAUGCAACCUUAAAAUGUGAUGCGAUAGUGUUUUUAAUCCAUUUUUUAAAUAGAAUAGAUAGAUAAA
This is a messenger RNA of Hydractinia symbiolongicarpus, 866 nucleotides long. RefSeq names its product 3-hydroxyacyl-CoA dehydrogenase type-2-like. The record is from RefSeq and is a predicted model, not a curated record. Bases 45 to 812 code for a protein of 255 amino acids. Gene Ontology annotation, biological process: androgen metabolic process; fatty acid metabolic process; estrogen metabolic process. Gene Ontology annotation, molecular function: estradiol 17-beta-dehydrogenase [NAD(P)+] activity. NCBI's taxonomy places the organism in Eukaryota, Metazoa, Cnidaria, Hydrozoa, Anthoathecata, Hydractiniidae. Gene Ontology annotation, cellular component: mitochondrion. The transcript is spliced from 4 exons.